This is a messenger RNA of Stegodyphus dumicola, 951 nucleotides long. RefSeq names its product negative cofactor 2beta (gene NC2beta). Gene Ontology annotation, biological process: negative regulation of transcription by RNA polymerase II; RNA polymerase II preinitiation complex assembly. Gene Ontology annotation, cellular component: negative cofactor 2 complex. The record is from RefSeq and is a predicted model, not a curated record. Gene Ontology annotation, molecular function: protein heterodimerization activity; RNA polymerase II general transcription initiation factor activity; TBP-class protein binding. NCBI's taxonomy places the organism in Eukaryota, Metazoa, Arthropoda, Arachnida, Araneae, Eresidae.
GUCUUCUUGCGGUAAAAGUGCUAAACUUAACGCGUAAUCCAAGGCUAACCUACAGAUUUAAAAUCUACGUGAUGUUUUGACUGAUAUGUUGAAAGGUAUUUGGAGGGGUUGAAGUAUUGUCAUGUUACAUUUAAAAAAGUAUUUAACGUAAAUAAAUAGAUAUCAUAUUAUGUAUUUGUAUGAUAUCGAGUGUAUUGCUGGUUGUUAAAUAGGGCAUUUCAUUCUUAAAUAGUUGCGUAAUUUACAAGCUUUGUGUUACUGUCAGUAAAUAUGGCCGAAACAGAGGAAGAUCUUACCAUACCACGAGCUGCGAUGAACAAAAUGAUCAAAGAACUUUUGCCGCAUAUUCGUGUUGCAAACGAUGCAAGAGAACUCAUCCUUAAUUGUUGCACAGAAUUUAUUCAUCAUAUAUCUUCUGAAGCUAAUGAUAUUUGUAAUAAACAGCAAAAAAAGACCAUAUCAGCAGAACAUGUGCUUGGAGCAUUGGAUUCCUUAGGAUUUGGCUCGUAUAAAGAGGAAGCUGAAGCUGUUUUAAAAGACUGUAAAGCUAUGGCUGCCAAAAGAAGGAGACAGAGUACUCGCUUAGAAAAUCUAGGCAUUCCAGAAGAAGAGCUUUUACGGCAGCAACAGGAACUUUUUGCAAGGGCUCGUCAAGAGCAAGCUGAAUUGGAACAGCAGCAAUGGCUUCAAAUGCAACAGACUGUUCAACAGCAGCUACAAUUACAGCAGCAAAAUAGUCGAACCGAUGAAGAUGAUGAUGAUGAGUAUUAAUUAAUUCACUACAUUUGGGACAUACCUUCUAGAGCUACAGCCAGAAACAGACAUGAGGAUAAAUUAUACUAAAAUUUAUUUGCACAUCUAUUCCAUUUGUAAAAAAAUUCACUCACACAUGCUGUACUUUUCUCUACAUGAACACAACUUGUAAUAAUAUUUCCUUGCUGUGACUUUCAA